UUUAAAUAGCGUGGCCGCUUGAUUCGUGAAGAUAAAUUGGCGGGAGUCCGGUAACUGAUGUAUAUAACUGGGCAAAGUUCAAUCCUUUGAUCGGUUUCGUGUCGAUUCCCAACUCUGAACGCCUCGGGCCGUCUUUCCCCCUUUCUCUGCUUCAGACCUAACCAUCUUCCCCAUCUUCGCAUGGAUACGCUGAGGCGCCCAGCGAGUUUCCUGACGCAGGCCAACGCCCUGCUCCGCAAGAACAUCUGCCUCCAGAAAAGGAACUGGAAGACUAACAUUGGCAUCACCUUCUUCCCAGUCAUCAUCUGCGUUCUGCUUAUCGUGCUCCAGAACAUCAUCAACAGUGAGCUCGACAAGCCCAAGUACAGAUGUGGCUGCGCCUGUGUCGAGACCGACAUAAAUGGAACCUGCAAGAGGAGGGAGUGUGGCGUCCAAUACUCGACACUGGAGCAGGUCUGGAACUGCGCAAUUCCCAGCCCGCCACGGUGGCCGGCCCUGAUUCAGGUCCCCCAGCCUGAGUCCCGAGCUGUCAGAACAGUUUCCCAGCCAUUUGAUGAUCUGCCUGAGCCCUCAUGCCGUGACUCCUGGUCUUGCCCCGCCAGCGUCCUCAUCACUGGAAAGGACCGAUACUUUGCUGAAAGUGUUGCAGGAGGUCUAUUUCCUGCUUUCUCUCCCACUCUUAAUGUGACGGAUUAUCUUGAUGCGCUAUCCAGGAUAGUUGUUGGUUCAGACACUGCGCCAUGGUAUACACAAUUGCUAGAGCCCGCAUUUUCUUCUUCGGAUACCAUCUAUCUGCUUCAGCCUCAGUGCGUGCCCUACUUAUCGCAGACCAUUUCGUAUAGAGCUAGGGGCAUACCCCUUCAGCUAAAUAUACAGUGUGUUGAAGGUGUGAUGUUAUGGCGAGAGAGUACAUCGGUUAUCAAUGAUGAAUUAUUAAAGGGUUAUAAACAAAAAGGAGGAAAAAUAAACGAGUUUAUUGCAGGUUAUGACUUCUUGAGUACAACAGAAUUUGGACUUGGUAUAAAUGUUUUGUACAACUCUACAUAUAACGAUAAAACUGCAUAUUCAUUUAUCGCAGCAUUACGAGUUCCACGCUUGGUGAAUGCCGUAUCCAACGCAUAUCUCAAAUAUAUCCGAGGACCUGGGGUGGAAAUGCGACUUGAAUAUGUAAAAGAGAUGCCCAAAGUUGGAACAAGUUAUAGGUUCGACCUCUCUUCUCUUCUCAGUGCGCUAUUCUUCACAUGGAUCGUUGAACUGCUUUUCCCAGUUAUGUUGGCAUAUCUGGUGUAUGAGAAGCAACAAAAGCUAAAAAUAAUGAUGAAGAUGCAAGGUCUGAAGGAUGUACCUUACUGGAUGAUAUCUUAUGCUUAUUUCUUUGUUCUAUCAGUUGUCUAUAUGACAUGUUUUGUGAUUUUUGGAUACUUCAUAGGUCUCAAUUUCUUCAGACUCAACAACUAUGGCAUACAGUUUGUUUUUUUCUUUGUCUACAUAAAUUUACAGAUUGCUUUUGCCUUUUUUGUGGCAUCUUUCUUUUCAUCUGUCAAGAUAGCCACAGUGAUUGGUUACAUCUAUGUAUUUGGAUCUGGUUUACUAGGGGCAUUUCUUUUCCUAUUUUUUAUUGAGGACAAAACCUUUUCCGGUAUCUGGGUAUUAGUUAUGGAGAUUGUCCCGGGAUUUUCGCUCUAUCGAGGACUGUAUGAGCUUGGUCAAUACGCAUUUGCUGGAAGUGCUACGGGAUCCAGUGGCAUGAUGUGGGGAAAUUUGAAAGACCCAGUCAACGGAAUGUGUGAUAUCUUGAUUAUAAUGACUGUAGAAUGGGCAUUACUGCUCGUGUUAGCAUUCUAUUUGGAUCAAAUGUCUUCAGUAGGUGGUAGUGUCAGAAACCCCUUACUCCUCUUUAGAUCUUCACAGAAGAAGCAUGCACCAUCAUUGCAUAAAAGUAGCUCUGCGCAACAGGAUUCUAAAGUAAUCGUUAAUAUGGAGAAAGAAGAUGUUGCUCAAGAACGACGACUAGUUGAGCAAUUAUUGAUGGACCGCAAUGCAAACGAAGCUGUGAUCUGUGACAACCUCAGGAAAAUGUAUCCUGGAAGAGACGGAAACCCAGACAAGCUGGCUGUUCGAGGAUUAUCUUUGGCCCUACCAAAAGGGCAAUGCUUCGGAAUGCUUGGCCCUAAUGGAGCUGGGAAAACAUCAUUCAUUAGUAUGAUGGUUGGGCUUACUAGACCUACAUCUGGCACUGCUUAUGCUCAUGGAAUGGAUAUAACAAUGGAUAUGGAUGACAUAUAUACAAAUAUGGGCGUGUGCCCUCAGCAUGACUUACUUUGGGAAACAUUAACGGGAAGAGAGCAUCUAUUCUUUUACGCUAGAUUGAAGAAUCUCAAAGGUGCUGCAUUAGUGAAGGCUGUUGAUGAUUCUCUUAAAAGUGUAAAUCUGUUUCAUGGUGGAGUUGGUGAUAAGCAAGUGGGAAUGUACAGCGGAGGCAUGAAGAGAAGGCUCAGUGUGGCAAUAUCAUUAAUCGGAGACCCCAAAGUUGUUUACAUGGACGAACCGAGCACAGGGCUAGAUCCAGCAUCAAGAAAUAACCUGUGGAACAUUGUGAAGGAGGCCAAGAGUAACUGUGCAAUUGUUCUCACAACACACUCGAUGGAGGAGGCAGAAGUACUUUGUGAUCGACUUGGCAUAUUUGUUGAUGGAGAGUUCCAAUGCAUUGGAAACCCUAAAGAGCUAAAGGCGAGAUACGGAGGCGCGUACAUAUUCACAAUCACAACAUCUCCAGAACAAGAGUCGGAAGUUGACAAGCUAGUGCGUCACCUGUCUCCAAGCGCAAACAAGAUCUACAAUCUUUCUGGGACCCAAAAGUUUGAACUACCGAAGCAGGAGGUGAGAAUAGCCGAUGUUUUUCGUGCAGUUGAGAUUGCGAAAAGCAGGUUCAGCAUACAUGCCUGGGGCCUCGUUGACACUACCUUGGAGGAUGUGUUCAUCAAGGUUGCCAAGGGAGCGGAGGUGUUCAAUGAUGUUGCGUAGAUUGUGACUUGGAGAGUGUAUUCGUCAUGGACGGCAGGGGACCGCAGCCCCUAGCUUGCACUCCAUGCGAGUCCGUACAUAAUCUGUUGAACUAAUAGCAUAUAGGUUUUGUUAGGGUAAAUAUUCAUUGCAUAGAGAAUUUUUGUAGGGUGAAAGUACAUAUAGUAGGUGGUAACGGGAAUAGCAGUUCUCCUGGUCGAGAGAAGCGAGAAAAAAAAAACAGAAACAGAAUUUUUGCAGGUAAAGAGAAACAGAUUCUUGAUAGUGUUGUUGAAGAAUAAAAUCGGCGGCUACUUUAGUUUGUCAAAUUAUUACCUGAAAAUUUUCUGAGUGUGAAAAUUCCAUUCUCAU
Molecule: messenger RNA, 3375 nt
Organism: Lolium perenne
Lineage: Eukaryota; Viridiplantae; Streptophyta; Magnoliopsida; Poales; Poaceae
Product: ABC transporter A family member 7
Biological process (GO): transmembrane transport; lipid transport
Cellular component (GO): membrane; intracellular membrane-bounded organelle
Molecular function (GO): lipid carrier activity; ATP hydrolysis activity; ABC-type transporter activity
Source: RefSeq, a predicted model, not a curated record